Messenger RNA from Austrofundulus limnaeus, 2615 nucleotides. RefSeq names its product potassium voltage-gated channel, subfamily G, member 2 (gene kcng2). The record is from RefSeq and is a predicted model, not a curated record. The coding region runs from base 561 to 2171 and encodes 536 amino acids. The transcript has 3 exons. Gene Ontology annotation, cellular component: voltage-gated potassium channel complex; membrane. NCBI's taxonomy places the organism in Eukaryota, Metazoa, Chordata, Actinopteri, Cyprinodontiformes, Rivulidae. Gene Ontology annotation, biological process: protein homooligomerization; action potential; potassium ion transmembrane transport. Gene Ontology annotation, molecular function: voltage-gated potassium channel activity; protein binding.
CUGACUGUGGAACGCCUCUGAAGCUCUCGGUCUGUUGGAGCUCAGCGCACCGCGGAGCGCGCAGCUCCGGACGCACCUGAGCGGUCCGAGCCUAGCCGUGCGACCAUCAGCGAGCCGGGAACACCUGCUCUCCACAAAACACUCUCACACACACAUACACACGCACACAACACUCACUCCUCCGCAACAUCUGCCACGUCUCAGAUGGAGAGACUGACGGGCAGUCCGGCGGAGGAGCAGCCGCGUUUCUCCCUCUGUUGACGGAGCCUUCUCCAGCUUUGCCGCGCCGUUUCAGACCGGGACUUGGAGGAGAACAGAAACUCCACGCGGGGGGUGAGAGCUCAGCGGGGGGACUCCUUGCUGCCAUGUCCCGCACCAUCUGCGUGGACAACUUGAAGGCAUGCUGCGUGCUGCGGGGCGCGACGGGGCGGGCGAGCUGAAGCAGAUGGACACAAGCCCGGCGGCGCACCUGAGACGUGUUUUCAAACAUUUUCCAAACUCUGUGAAGCCAACCUCUCAACCCAUCGUGCAGGACAGGGUCCUCCAGCAGAGCUGCAGGGAUGUACCAGGAAGUAGCCUUCCUGGCAGGAAACACCGACCACCAGUUCACCCCCUUUCGCUUCAACCGAGUAGAGAAUCCACAGGAGGUCACGUCUAAGAAGGGUUUGUUCUACAAGCGAGCGCGGGUCCUGCUCCAGCCUCUGCCCCACCAGCCAGAUGGAGACGAGACCGGCCUGGCCGACAGGGCGGCCAUCAUCAACGUGGGGGGGAUCAAGUAUCACAUCCCCUGGUCCACGCUGGAUGAGUUCCCCCUGACUCGGCUGGGUAAGCUGCGCAGCUGCAGCAAUGAAGCUGAGAUCAUGGACGUGUGUGAUGACUACGACGGCAGCCGCAACGAGUAUUUCUUCGAUCGAAGCCCGUCUGCAUUUCGUAUCAUCGUGACUUUCUUGGCCGCGGGGAAGCUGAGGCUUCUGAGGGAGAUGUGUGCCUUGUCCUUCCAGGAGGAGCUUCUGUACUGGGGUCUGGAGGAGAACAACCUGGAGUGGUGCUGCCUCAGGAAGCUGCGCCUCCGACAGGAGGAGUACAAGGAGCAGCAGAGGCUGGAGGAGGAGGAGGCGGAGCUCACUGCGCCGCCAUCCUGCGAGGAGAGCCAACCGCCCCCGGCAGCACCUGAAGAGACCAUCAGAGGAGGCUGCAUGCGCCGGCUGAGGGACAUGGUGGAGAACCCACACUCGGGCCUACCAGGAAAAAUCUUCGCCUGUCUCUCAGUGUUGUUUGUUGCCAUCACUGCUGUGACGCUGUGUGUCAGCACCAUGCCUGACCUCCGAGAGGAGGAGGAGCGGGGUGACUGCUCCCAAAGGUGCAGGAACAUCUUUGUUCUGGAGACGGUCUGUGUUGCCUGGUUCUCCUUGGAGUUCCUGCUGCGCUUCAUCCAGACUCAGAGCAAAUGUGGAUUCCUCCGUACGCCUCUGAACGUCAUCGACGUGGUGGCCAUCCUGCCCUACUACAUCACCCUCAUUGUGGACUCUCUGUCUGUGGGAGGAAAACCAGCCGGCUCUGGGAACAACUACCUGGAGAAGGUGGGGCUAGUACUUCGAGUUCUCCGGGCUCUGCGGAUCUUCUACGUGAUGAGACUGGCUCGUCACUCAUUGGGCCUGCAGACGCUCGGUCUGACCGUGAAGAGGUGCACGCGUGAGUUUGGCCUGCUUCUCCUGUUUCUCUGUGUAGCCAUGGCUCUUUUUGCGCCGCUGGUGUUCCUUGCCGAGAGCGAAAUGGGCGCCAAGCAGGAGUUCACCAGCAUCCCCGGCAGCUACUGGUGGGCGGUCAUCUCCAUGACCACAGUGGGCUACGGCGACAUGGUGCCCAGGAGCAUCCCGGGCCAGGUGGUGGCGCUUAGCAGCAUCCUGAGCGGCAUCCUCCUCAUGGCGUUUCCCGUCACGUCCAUCUUUCACACGUUCUCCCGCUCGUACGUGGAGCUGAAGGAGGAGCAGAGCCGAGCUUUGAGGCAGAAGCUGGACUCGCAGGACAGCACCAAGUCCCAGAACAGCGAGGACUCUCAGGAGAUGGACAGCUAUCAUGACAUCCCAGAGGUCACAGCGGCUGCUGUACAGCGGCGGAAGUCCCUGGCUGCUCAGAGGGCGGCUGACAUCAGGGCGUCCAUGCAAACUUAAGAUGGAAACAGAGUCGUUACUUGUCGAUACUUUCUGCUUUGCCAUUGACAUUUAUUUAAUCCUUUUUACCAAUCCACUAAGGUCCGCCAACCUUGGUGAACUUGUGUGUGCAGAUUUUUGUGACCACUUUGACUGUGGCAUCAAAGAAUCAACGAACAGAAAAAAGUUGCAAGAGCAGAAAAACAACACAGAUGCUUGUUUUAAGGAAGUACUGUGUGAAGAGACUUACUGCUAUGAAUGUUUGGAUAAUAUCACUCAGGGACCACAAGGACACAAAAACUGCAUCUAAAGGGUACCACAUACUCAGGCGUACUGUGUGCGGUCCGUGAGCCGCGCAGACUCCGCGCAUAUUGUCCGUGGAUGUUUGAGACUUCAUACUCGAGCGUACUGACCGCCGGACAAAUUCUUUAAUUUUUCACAAUUUUGAUCAUGAUGUCAAGGAUG